Molecule: messenger RNA, 2289 nt
Organism: Nicotiana tabacum (common tobacco)
Lineage: Eukaryota; Viridiplantae; Streptophyta; Magnoliopsida; Solanales; Solanaceae
Source: RefSeq, a predicted model, not a curated record
UUUGUUUUUCAACUGGAUAUCUGCUUGAUUGUCCUUUCUUGAAGUUGAACUCUUUCUUUGUUAGUUUUUUGUAUUUUUAGACACACAUCCGAAAGCAUGUGCGCAGCUACUAUAUAGGUUGAAAGGGUCUUUGUACUCUGGGGUUCUUGUUCUUAUCUAAAACUGCAGCCAAUUUCAAGUAGAGUUUUUCACUGCUAGAGGAUUUUUCUGAUCUGGGGUUGGUGAGUUUGAGGUGAAGUAACUUUUUAUUGAUCUAACCAGGUACUUGAAUUUGAAUAGAGGAGUGAACUUUGAAGUACUAUUGGGGGAGAGUUGGCCAUAAAAGUCAAAGCCCGUGAGUUAGUGCUUGUGGUUGAAAUUUAAUGCUCAAAAGCUGAAGGCGAAAAGCUAGUUGCCUAGUUAGGCAAAUUCAAGACGAAAUAGAUAGAUUUUGAUCUAAAGUUGAGUGUUUUUCCUAUCGCUGGUUCAGCGCUAGAAGCAGGACUCGAGUUUUUAGGUAAAUGGGGAGUAAUUUGAAUAUAAAGAACUAUGGAAAUGAGCCACCGGGGGAGAGUGGAAGUGGUGGUGCUGGUGUUCCAUUGGUGCGGCAGUCGUCUGUUUAUUCACUGACUUUUGAUGAGUUUCUGAGAGGGAGUGGAAAGGAUUUUGGGUCAAUGAACAUGGAUGAGUUGUUAAAGAACAUAUGGAGUGCAGAAGAGAGUCAGAACAUGGGAACUUCUGGGGUUGGUGGACAAGAAGUGGGUGUUCCAGGUGGGAAUUUACAGAGGCAAGGGUCUUUAACUUUACCGAGGACACUGAGUCAGAAGACUGUUGAUGAAGUGUGGAGGGAUAUGUCAAAAGAGUAUUGUAGUGGAAAGGAUGGAAAUGGUGAUGUGGGGUUAUCGAACAUGCCUCGUAGGCAACAGACUUUAGGAGAGAUGACACUUGAAGAUUUCUUGGUUAGAGCUGGUGUUGUGAGAGAAGAUGCACAGUUGGCUGCAAAAGCUAGUAAUGUUGGGGUCUUUGGUGAUAUGUCACAUGCUGGACAUAGUCUUGGAGUGGGAUUUGGAUAUCAACAGAGCAAUGGGAAUACAGCUAUGGUGGCUAGUAGGAACAUCGAUAAUAAUAGUGGAAUUGGUGUUCAGUCCGGUAAUUUACCACUGAAUGUGAAUGGGAUCAUAUCUGUGCAACAACAGCAAGGAACAAUGCAACUGCAGCAGCAGCCACAGCAACAGCAACAACAGCAGCAGCAACCCCUUUUUCCUAAGCAACCUGGUUUGGCUUAUGGUGCUCCCAUGGCCAUCCCAACUAGUGGUCAAUUAGGCAGUCCAGGGAUGAGGGGUGGGAUUGUUGGUAUUUCUGAUCCAGCACUUGGUAGUAGUUUGGUUCAAACUGCUGCUUUGACGGGUGGAGGAAUGAAUAUGGUUGGUUUUGGAGCUGGAGGUGUAACUGGUGCAACAGGAUCUCCAGCAGUUUCAUCAGAUGGACUUGGGAAGAGUAAUGGAGAUACAUCUUCGAUAUCUCCAGUACCUUAUGUCUUUAGUGGUGGUUUAAGGGGCAGGAAAGGCGGUGCUGUGGAGAAAGUUGUUGAAAGGAGGCAGAGGAGAAUGAUAAAAAAUAGAGAGUCUGCUGCAAGAUCUAGAGCUCGGAAGCAGGUAAUAUCCCUUGGAUCUUACAUAUAGGCUCAAAGCUUUUAAUGUCUCCAUGCAUGUGUAUACCUAGCUUACUUGGAAGGGAAUUGGUAUGUGAUCUAUUCCCACCAAGUGUAUGCUAGAGCCCAAUAAAUCUGCUCUUUAAUAGUUCAUAGUGAAAUUUCUGUCAUUUACCCAGGAUUUAGUCAAUAUAUUUCUGCAACAUCGGUGGUUUUUUUCACUUGUUGAAGUGUAUAUUUUCACCUAAUCUCUUCAAGAUUAUAAAUUGAGAUGCGUGGGACUGGUAGAUAUUUUGUAUGAUGAUGAUAUGUGUUGAGUUUAAAUGGAGAAAUGAGGAUUCAUAUAGCCAAUCCCAACUUGUUUGGGACUGAGGCGUUGUUGUUGUUACAUGGGACUGGUAUGUGUGUCUUGGGAAAGCUUAUGUAUCAUCAUUUCACUGGCAUGGGCGAACCAAUGCUUGUUCAUUUUGUUCUUUCGCAACUACUUUGUGAUCCAGUUGAGAGAAAACAUACCCCUCGAGUUGAUCAGAACAGUUCAUUAUGCUUCUAUCUUAUUCGAUUCAUAAUUAAGCUGUCACAGAACUUGCUUACCCAAUAUUUUUGAACUUCCUGUUUUGCUGACCAUAUGCAACUUCCUGUUUUGCUAGCCAUAUGCCGUA